Molecule: messenger RNA, 313 nt
Organism: Staurois parvus
Lineage: Eukaryota; Metazoa; Chordata; Amphibia; Anura; Ranidae
Source: the annotation of a GenBank genome assembly
ACCAGGCACGACAGCGGGCAUCGGGUCACCAGGCAUGACAGCGGGCACCAAGUCAUCUGGCACAACAGCGGGCACCGGGUCAUCUGGCCUGACAGCGGGCACCGAGUCACCAAGCUCGACAGCGGGCACCGAGUCAUCGGGCACGACAGCGGGCACGGAGUCAUCAGGCACAACCACGGGUACCGGGUCACCAAGCUCAACAGCGGGCACCGAGUCAUCUGGCACGACAGCGGACACCGAGUCAUCUAGCAGAACCGCGGGCACCGGGUCACCAAGCUCGACAGCGGGCACCGAGUCAUCAGGCACGACAGCG